Molecule: messenger RNA, 2386 nt
Organism: Temnothorax curvispinosus
Lineage: Eukaryota; Metazoa; Arthropoda; Insecta; Hymenoptera; Formicidae
Product: protein PFC0760c-like
Exons: 4
Coding region: 150-2162 (670 amino acids)
Biological process (GO): regulation of cell shape; cytoskeleton organization; regulation of transcription by RNA polymerase II
Cellular component (GO): nucleus
Molecular function (GO): RNA binding
Source: RefSeq, a predicted model, not a curated record
CCCAUGGUUCGGAUGGUUGGCGCCUUUCGUCCAUUGUUCAUUCUGGUUCAUUCCUGUCUCGUGUUUCGUUUCGUUAAUACCGGUAGUGAUUCGAUUCGAGCGAGAUAUUUCCACGGCUGUAAAUCCAAGUUUCUUGACUGGAAGAGAAAAUGGGGAAGACAAAACCUUGGAAGCAGAAUACCAAAGGUCAUGUAUCAAAAGACCAGUUUCGUCAAGUAAAAGUUGGUUCUAUAAAAAAGAACAAAGAUCCUAAAUUUAAGAAUACACCUACGGGUAAGGUAGCUUUGAUCAACAACUCAAAGGCACAGAACAAAAAUGUGAAAUGUAUGCCGUCAUUGCCGUCUCAGAAAAAUGCCCAAAAAGGCUUUACAGAUGCAAAAAAUAAAAAUCAAAAUUCGCCUAAGCAAGCAUUUAAGAAUAAUGCAAAGCACUUAAAGCAAGGUUCUCCAAAUGAGAAAAAGUUUUUAAGCAAAGCAGAGAACAAAUCUUCGAAAGGAAAAUUUAUUUUCAACCCUGAAGAAACAUUAGAGCUAUUUGAUGAUUCCAGUUCUGGUGUCAAUGAAGAAACUGCGUCACAGGAGGACACUAGUCUGAGUAAAACAGACGAAACAUUUGAAGAUGAAGAGGGUUCGGACACUGAUACCCCAGAUAUUUUUGGAAAUAGCUUAAAAGAUGAAUCAGACGAGGAUGAUGAAGAUUUCGAAGAGGAGGACGAAGUGGAAGAAGAGGAUGAUGACAGCGAUGACAGUGAUAAUAAUGAUGAGGAAGAAACAGUAGAGUAUAAAGGUGUAAAAAGGUUCAAAGGUCUAAAACCUAAAACCAAGAAUAAUGAUGCUGACAAAGAAGCUCAGGAAAGUGAUGAUAAUGAUGACGAUGAUGAAGGCGAAAAUUAUAUGAACGCGACGUUUGAUGAAAGUGAUGAAGACGAUGAUGAGGAUGAAGAGGAGAAUAAUGAUGAUGAAAAACAAGUACAGAAUAUUAAAGGUCAAUAUGAUGAUUUACUAAUGGAAACUGAUGAAGAUGAUGAUAAGGACGAUGACGACGACGAUGAUGAUGAGAUGGAUGAAGAGAUGGGUUUAAAAGCACUUUUAGGACAAAGUAUUGUAGACGAUGACGACGAUGAAGAUUUUAAUGAAGAAAAUGAGGAUGAUGAAGACGAUGAUAUUAGUAGUGAAGACGAAGAUGAUGAGGAGAAUGAUAAUACAGUAAUACAAGUAAAAGGAGAUAAAGCUGCCAAUAAAAAAGAAACACAAGUAGAAAAAGCGAAAAAGAAGUCAAUUAUUGACAUUCGAACAGUAAUGUUCAAAAGAGUUGUUAUCAUUGAAAAUAUCUCAAAAGAAACAACAAAAGAACAGAUCACAGCACUGUUCAGUCCAUAUGGUGACGUUAUACAGGUGUCUCUAGAUCCUUUGAUCAUCCUUACAACCGUGACAAAUCCAAAGACAGCAGCUGCUAAAACACGGCCAAAACUACUUUCAUUCACAGGAAAACUUCUAUACUCCAAUGAAGAAUCCGCUCUGAAUGCAGUAAAGGCUAUGCACGGAAAGAUUGUUGAUGGAAAUUACUUGAUGGUACAGACUCUUGGUAAAUUUAAUGGGCCGUACGACGCGGGAAAAGCUGUAUUUAUAACGAAUCUGAAAAAAGAUGUAAAAUUGAACGAAAUCUGGAAAGCCUUUCGCGAAUGUGGAGAUAUUAACUGUGUGGAAUUAAAACGCAAUCCCGAAACGAUGUCAUGUCAAUGCGGUUAUAUCCAUUUUUUUACUGAAGAUGCUGUAUCUAAUGCUCUCAAGUUAUCUGAUGUUGUAGAAGUUCAAGGGCAGCGAGUAAUAGUACUUAAUAUAAGAUUUAACCCUAACGAUAAAGAUUGGUAUAGAAGCGAGACAUUUGUGUACAAACCGCUGAUUGGCGAGGGAACCGAACGACUUGUUUUGCAUAAACCAUUAAAAAAGUUUGAGUAUAGUUUGGGAGAGUCUGUAGCACGUAAUGCUAAACAUGAAAGAAACGUUAAGAAACAUAAAAAGCAGGAAGAUGACGACGGAAAGGAGUCUACUGCAUUUCAGGGUCAAAAAGUUAAUUUGAAAAACAAAAAGAAGAAGAACAAACUUGACAAGAAAAAGAAGAAGAUGGCAGAAAGGCUCGCAGCUAAAUCAGCAAAAGUUUAAGCUAGUAUCGUAUAUUUUACAGUUCUAAGACAGCAAGAUUUGUUUAUACUCAAAGAUCUUUCGCGCGUUUAUUUAAUAUUGAAAAAAGAAAUGAAUAUUGACAUUGUUAUAAAAAACGUUACACUUCUCGUAGAAAUUCAUCACAUACAAAUAUAAGUAAAAAUACCUCCAAUAUGUAUGUAUAUAAUUUUUUUUUUAUUGUAACGUAACUCAUCGUUUUUUAA